Striga asiatica is the source of this 339-nucleotide messenger RNA. The record is from the annotation of a GenBank genome assembly. Lineage: Eukaryota; Viridiplantae; Streptophyta; Magnoliopsida; Lamiales; Orobanchaceae.
AUGCUAAUGUUGUUGCAGUUUGAGCGUUUUGAUGGUUUUACUCUUGCCUCGUCAUGGGCAAGGUUCAUAUCUGAAAUAGAGGCCGUGUGUCGACAAUGGUUAACUGAUGGUCCAAAGAAUCUAAUGGUGAGAUUAAUAAAGAUGUCGACUUGUUCACUUAUAUUAUUGUUUAGCAUGUUCAAACCAUUUCUUAGAACUUAUCUACANUUCUUCUCUCAAGCUUCCUUGCUGGAGGCUGGCAGGUUUCCUGCCAUUUCGAGGAAUCGAAGGUAUGAUGGGAUCGUGAAAAACAACCAUUGGCAAGGUUUUGGCAGAAGCCCUUGGAUAUUCAUUUUAUGA